Molecule: messenger RNA, 447 nt
Organism: Myotis lucifugus (little brown bat)
Lineage: Eukaryota; Metazoa; Chordata; Mammalia; Chiroptera; Vespertilionidae
Product: retinoic acid receptor responder protein 3-like
Exons: 5
Coding region: 1-447 (148 amino acids)
Biological process (GO): N-acylphosphatidylethanolamine metabolic process
Cellular component (GO): cytoplasm
Molecular function (GO): A2-type glycerophospholipase activity; glycerophospholipid phospholipase A1 activity
Source: RefSeq, a predicted model, not a curated record
AUGGCAAGCCCAGAGCAGGAAAAGCCCAAGCCUGGAGACCUGAUUGAGAUUUUACACAUCGGCUACUCGCACUGGGCCCUGUAUGUGGGCGAUGGUUAUGUGGUCCACCUGGCUCCCCCAGGGGAGAACUCUGAGGCUGGCGCCCCCAAUGGCUUAGGGGUGGUGAAAAGGGAGCUCCUGGUGGAAGUGGUGGGAAAAUGCUUCUAUAAGGUCAACAGUCACUUGGACCACCUGUACAAACCACGGCCCAUAGAGGAGAUGCUCAGAUCUGGGAUUGAGAUGGUUGGUAAGAAGAUGGAGUACAGUGAUCUGAGCAGGAACUGUGAGCACUUUGUUAUGGAUCUGAGAUAUGGCAAGGCCCACCACCGGCAGAGAGCCUUUGGGCAAGAGAUGCUCAAGGACUCUUGCCCAUCACCUCCAGGGCUCACAGCCUUUGUGUUUGGGUGA